GAUUGAUAUCAAUGAGAUUGAAUGGAACGAACCGAUAAAGAAACGUUGUCGAAGAAGGAAGAAGAGGGGCAAGCCAUCAUCCAAAUGUGGAAAUACAUAUUUGGUUUCUCUGAAAUGGCAGCCAUAAAAUGUGCCAUAGAGCUUCAAAUAGCUGAUAUCAUUGAAGACCAUGGCAGCCCCAUGACAUUGCCCCAACUCUCCUCCACUCUACACUGUUCUUCACCUCUCCUGCAUCGAAUCUUAAGAUUCCUCGUCAGUCGAGGAAUCUUCAAAGAAUAUUCCAUAUCCGACGACCUGAUCGGCUAUGCUCAGACCCCUCUAUCGCGCUUGCUCGCCACCAAGAACGGCAGCAGCUUGGCCCCCUUGAUGCUGCUGGAAGCCAGCCCGGCGAUGCUUGCAGCAUGGCACAACUUGAGCGCGUACGUCAAGAGUGGCGGCAGGUUCCCAUUUGAGGCUGCGCAUGGCAUGGACGUGUGGCGCUAUGCUGCGGCUAAUCCAAAGCAUAAUAGGCUGAUCAAUGAGGCCAUGGGGUGCUCUACGGGGCUGGUUGUGGCUGCUAUACUUGAUGGUUGUCAGGGGAUCUUUGAUGGGGUUGGGAGUUUGGUGGAUGUGGGUGGAGGAAAUGGAGCUACUUUGAGUGUUGUUGUUAAGGCUUGUUCGUGGAUUCGAGGUAUUAAUUUCGAUCUUCCUCAUGUUAUUUCUACGUCGCCUGUGUAUGAACGUGUGGAGCAUGUUGCUGGUGAUAUGUUUGAUUUUGUUCCAAAUGCUGAUGCUGCUUUCAUCAAGUGGACUCUACAUGAUUGGAACGACGAAGAGUGUAUCACUAUUUUGAAGAAUUGUAAGGAGGCGAUUCCGAAGAACACAGGUAAAGUGAUCAUUGUUGAUGCAGUAAUCGAUGAAAAAGAAGAAACCGAGCAAUCAGAUGUUGGGUUGAUGUUGGACUUGGUGAUGAUGGCUCAUACCAACACUGGCAAAGAAAGAACACGUAAAGAAUGGGCAUAUGUUAUUAAUGCAGUCGGUUUUAGUCGAUUCACUGUUACAUGCAUUCAAGCUAUCCAAUCAGUUAUCGAGUGCAUCCCAUAAAAGACUGAAAGAUUGAAUUCCUUAUUACGUCUAUUGUCUCAAUCUAUGUGUUUGAUUCUCUUGUUCUUUUUCUCAAAUGUCUAUUUUCUCAACUCUUAUCUCAGGUCUUUGUUGCUUGUAUUGGGUUUGGACUAAUGUCGGUCUAUUGUCUCAAUCUAUGUGUUUGAUUCUCUUGUUCUUUUUCUCAAAUGUCUAUUUUCUCAACUCUUAUCUCAGGUCUUUGUUGCUUGUAUUGGGUUUGGACUAAUGCCGAUCUCAUGAUCAUGUUGAUA
Messenger RNA from Cucurbita maxima (winter squash), 1355 nucleotides. Its product is annotated as (RS)-norcoclaurine 6-O-methyltransferase-like. The transcript has 2 exons. Gene Ontology annotation, biological process: methylation. The record is from RefSeq and is a predicted model, not a curated record. NCBI's taxonomy places the organism in Eukaryota, Viridiplantae, Streptophyta, Magnoliopsida, Cucurbitales, Cucurbitaceae. Gene Ontology annotation, molecular function: protein dimerization activity; O-methyltransferase activity; S-adenosylmethionine-dependent methyltransferase activity. The coding region runs from base 22 to 1083 and encodes 353 amino acids.